UGUACUUUCGAUGCCAACCUUGAUGAUUGCUUUCUAUCCGGUUUUUGACCACCCGUGCCUAACAAGUUCACUUUUCUAUGUUGCAGUCAACUGCUAACUCUGUGGCAUCAUCUAAAAUUGCUUACCCCAGGAACUUCUGAACAAAAGUUCUUGGAAACGAUUUCAGCUAUGUUAGUAGAGGUAUCGAGAUGUCCCUCAAUUAAAACUCCUAUGUUUGCAAGAGCUGGCCAGGCUCAUGAGUUUACCCGACACUUAACUGAUUCACGAAUAAAGCAGGUGGAUACGCUUUCAUGUCGUGCCUGUAUUGAUGAAAAAACCGGGAAUCCUUCCCUCCUCUUUGGCCAUCCUGAUGCAAAUCAUAAACUAACAAGGACUGAUCGUAAAAAUGAACGCCCAGCUAGGUCUUGGUAUGGUAGUGAGGUUAUUGCUGUGAAGGAACUUAAUAUUUCGAAAUCCGGAAGACUAAUAUUCUUGGAAGUUAACAUUUUAUCGGAGGAAAUGUUGAGAUUAAAAGCUGUUUAUGACGAAGCAUGGUCAUACCUCCGAUACUGCUGCGAAACCCCCAUUUUCUCUGAAUCUUUGCUUGAUGUUGAUGAAAGUGAUGACUACGACUCCGACACUGAUAGUGAAAACGACGAUGUUGUGUAGGAUGUUGUGUGAUUUAUUAUUAAGCAGCUUGUGCCUUGUCUAAAUUGCAUAAUCUGACUGUACAACUUGGAAUAUAUCAUACGGUUCCUGCAUACAACUGUAUCAUCAAUUAUGAAUAAU
Messenger RNA from Daphnia magna, 768 nucleotides. RefSeq lists its product as uncharacterized. Bases 169 to 648 code for a protein of 159 amino acids. The record is from RefSeq and is a predicted model, not a curated record. The transcript has 3 exons. Lineage: Eukaryota; Metazoa; Arthropoda; Branchiopoda; Diplostraca; Daphniidae.